This is a messenger RNA of Penicillium maclennaniae, 1107 nucleotides long. Its product is annotated as glycoside hydrolase family 28 protein. Gene Ontology annotation, molecular function: polygalacturonase activity. The transcript has 3 exons. The record is from RefSeq and is a predicted model, not a curated record. Gene Ontology annotation, cellular component: extracellular region. Gene Ontology annotation, biological process: pectin catabolic process. The coding region runs from base 1 to 1107 and encodes 368 amino acids. NCBI's taxonomy places the organism in Eukaryota, Fungi, Ascomycota, Eurotiomycetes, Eurotiales, Aspergillaceae.
AUGCGUUCUUCCGUUGUUUCGAUGCUCGCCUUGGGCGCAGCCGUGACAUCUGCUUUCCCUACCGCUUCUCGUGCCUCGAGCCAGGUCAAGAGAGCCACUUCCUGCACUUUCACCUCUGCCGCUGAGGCUAGCGAAAGUCAGAAGUCAUGCUCCACCAUUGUGCUGGACAACAUCGAGGUGCCUGCUGGGGAGACUCUAGACCUUUCCGACCUCGAGGAUGGCACCAAGGUCAUCUUUGACGGUGAGACCACCUUCGGAUACGAAGAAUGGGAUGGUCCUCUCAUCCGUAUUGAGGGAUCCAACAUCAAAGUGACCGGAACUUCCGGCCACACCAUCAACGGUGGCGGCGCUCGCUGGUGGGACGGCAAGGGCACCAACGGUGGCAAGACGAAGCCCAAGUUCUUCUACGCCCAUAGCCUGGAUGACUCGACCAUCACUGGCCUCAACGUCAAGAACACCCCGGUGCAGGCCUUUAGCGUCCAGUCUGACAACAUUGUCCUGGACAGUAUCACCAUUGAUAACUCGGAUGGUGACUCCGCCGGUGGCCAUAACACUGAUGCUUUCGAUGUCAGUGAGAGCGUUGGUGUGACCAUCAGUAACGCUGUUGUCAAGAACCAGGAUGACUGCCUGGCUAUCAACUCUGGCUCUAACAUCAUCUUCACUGGUGGCUCCUGCUCCGGUGGCCACGGUUUGUCCAUCGGCUCCGUCGGCGGACGCGACGACAACACCGUCAAGAACGUGACCAUCUCGGACUCGACCGUGACCGACUCGGCCAACGGUAUCCGCAUCAAGACCAUCUCCGACGCGACUGGCUCCGUCUCUGAGGUGACCUUCUCCGACAUCACCCUCUCCGGCAUCAGUGACUACGGCAUUGUCAUUGAGCAGGACUACGAGAACGGCAGCCCGACCGGUACCCCUACCACCGGUGUUCCCAUCACCGAUUUGACCGUGGAAUCGAUUACUGGCUCCGUUGAUAGUGAUGCUGAGCAGGUCUACAUCCUCUGCGGUGAUGGUUCCUGCUCCGACUGGACUUGGUCCGGUGUCUCGAUCACUGGUGGUUCCUCCAGCAGCAAGUGUGAGAACGUGCCUUCUGGUGCUUCUUGCUAA